Messenger RNA from Trichechus manatus latirostris (Florida manatee), 6150 nucleotides. RefSeq names its product hook microtubule tethering protein 1 (gene HOOK1). NCBI's taxonomy places the organism in Eukaryota, Metazoa, Chordata, Mammalia, Sirenia, Trichechidae. Bases 255 to 2441 code for a protein of 728 amino acids. The transcript has 22 exons. The record is from RefSeq and is a predicted model, not a curated record. Gene Ontology annotation, cellular component: centrosome; cytoplasm. Gene Ontology annotation, biological process: cytoplasmic microtubule organization; cytoskeleton-dependent intracellular transport. Gene Ontology annotation, molecular function: microtubule binding; dynein light intermediate chain binding.
GCGGGGCUCAGGUGCUGAACGGCGGGGCCCGGGCGGGGGAAGGGGCGAACGCCGAGAAGGGUGGGGGCGGCGGCAAGGAAGCGAUUACGCCGCAACGUCGGCCGCGCGAGGUUUCGCGCGUGAGCGGCGCCGGCGCUGGGCCUUGCUACCAAGCUUUCCUGGCAGGCGAACAGGUCGUCGACGCCGGCUCCUGGCAGAGCGCGGGGAAGUGGAAGGUGUCGGUGUCAGCGGUGUAGUCGACGGCGGCCCUGGCCAUGGAAGAGACGCAGCCGCUUCCGCAGCCCGAAUUGCGGCUCUGUGACAGCCUUAUGAUCUGGCUGCAGACAUUCAGUACCGUGGCUCCUUGUCAAGAUAUCAAACAGCUGACUAAUGGAGUUGCCAUGGCACAAGUUCUUCAUCAGAUUGAUGUCGCUUGGUUCAAUGAAUCUUGGUUAAGCCGAAUUAAAGAGGAUGUUGGUGACAACCGGAGAAUAAAGGCUAGUAAUUUAAAGAAGGUCCUUCAAGGAAUCAUGAGUUAUUAUCAUGAGUUUUUGGGGCAGCAGAUUUCUGAAGAACUUAUCCCUGAUUUAAACCAAAUAACUGAAUGUUCAGAUUCUGUAGAACUUGGGAGAUUGCUCCAGCUUAUUUUAGGUUGUGCAGUCAACUGUGAGAAGAAACAAGAACAUAUUCAAAAUAUAAUGACAUUGGAAGAGUCUGUUCAGCAUGUGGUCAUGACUGCUAUCCAAGAGUUGAUGAAUAAAGAAAUGUUGAACUCUUCUACAAAUGAUGCUGUUGGGGAAUUAGAGCAACAGCUUAAAAGGGCCUUGGAAGAACUUCAGGAAGCACUAGCAGAAAAAGAAGAGCUGAGGCAAAGAUGCCAAGAACUAGAUAUGCAGGUGACUGCACUUCAAGAUGAAAAGAAUUCACUGGUAUCUGAGAAUGAGAUGAUGAAUGAAAAACUCGACCAGUUGGAUGGCUCUUUUGAUGAUCCAAAUACAAUGGUUGCAAAAAAGUAUUUUCAUGCACAAUUACAACUAGAACAAUUACAGGAAGAAAACUUCAGGCUUGAAGCUGCAAAAGAUGAUUACCGUGUUCACUGUGAAGAGCUUGAAAAGCAACUAAUUGAAUUUCAACAUAGGAAUGAUGAAUUGACUAAUCUUGCUGAAGAAACAAGAGCCCUGAAAGAUGAAAUAGAUGUUCUUAGGGCUACCUCUGAUAAAGCAAGUAAACUGGAGUCAACAGUUGAAAUAUAUCGUCAGAAACUACAAGAUCUGAAUGACCUUCGCAAGCAAGUGAAAACUUUACAAGAAACGAACAUGAUGUAUAUGCAUAAUACAGUCAGCUUAGAAGAAGAAUUAAAGAAGGCCAAUGCAGCACGUACACAAUUAGAAACAUAUAAAAGGCAGGUUCAAGAUCUUCACAUUAAACUUUCCUCGGAAUCCAAAAGGGCAGACACGCUAGCUUUUGAAAUGAAGCGACUUGAAGAAAAACAUGAAGCUUUAAUUAAGGAAAAAGAGAGGCUUAUAGAACAGCGUGAUACUCUAAAAGAAACAAAUGAAGAGCUUCGAUGUUCGAAAGUACAACAAGAUCACCUAAACCAAACAGAUACAUCUGCCACAAAAAGUUAUGAGAAUCUUGCUGCUGAAAUUAUGCCCGUGGAAUAUAGGGAAGUAUUUAUUCGACUGCAACAUGAAAAUAAGAUGCUUCGCUUACAACAGGAAGGGACUGAGAAUGAACGUAUUGAAGAACUUCAGGAGCAGCUGGAACAGAAGCACCGUAAAAUGAAUGAAUUGGAAACUGAUCAAAGGCUGAGCCAAGAACGCAUCCGAGAAUUACAGCAGCAGAUUGAGGACCUCCAGAAGUCUUUACAGGAGCAAGAUGCAAAGUCUGAAGGUGAAACUUCCAGCAAACUAAAGCAGAAGUUGGAAGCUCAUAUGGAAAAACUAACAGAGGUCCAUGAAGAAUUACAGAAGAAACAAGAGCUCAUUGAAGAUCUUCAGCCAGAUGUAAACCAGAAUGUACAAAAGAUCAGUGAACUUGAAGCUGCUCUUCAGAAGAAAGAUGAAGACAUGAAAGCAAUGGAGGAAAGAUACAAAAUGUACUUGGAGAAAGCAAGAAAUGUAAUAAAAACUUUAGAUCCCAAAUUAAAUCCAGCAUCUGCUGAAAUAAUGCUACUUAGAAAACAGUUGUCAGAGAAAGAAAGAAGAAUUGAGAUUCUGGAGAGUGAAUGUAAAGUAGCAAAAUUCCGUGAUUAUGAAGAAAAACUCAUUGUGUCUGCCUGGUAUAAUAAGAGUCUGGCAUUCCAGAAACUGGGAAUGGAAUCUAGACUUGUGAGCGGCGGUGGUGCUUGCAAAGACUCUGGUACCUGUAUCCCUGCACGGUCUUUCUUAGCACAGCAACGACACAUCACCAACACCAGAAGAAAUCUCUCUGUUAAAGUUCCUGCCACAACAUCUGAUUAAACUGCAAAGGAAAACAUAAACAGAAGUGCCCUUAAAAUAUUUUAUGCCUUUCAACUAAUUACCAGGUUGAAAAGAAAAUUUAUAAUGCUGAAUAUCAGCUAUUUUAAAAUCAAAAUGCAUGAAAUUAAUUUUGCCAGCCAACUUUGAAAACAAAGUGUAGAAUUAGCAAUCUCUCUUGGGGAACACAUUUGAAUAAUUGGCAAAUGUAAUUAGACACACAUCUUAAACACAUUUGUCUUUUGAGAAUAUUUUACUUUCAGAUUGAUUUUGUAUAUUUUAGUUGAAUGUUUUCAGUUUCAUUAAUUUAGUUAAUUUGUAAUAUAUAAUCAGGAAUAUAUAACUUAAAAGCAUCUAUUUUUAUUAUUAAUUUUUUUUGGUCCAUAGACAGUCUUGAGAUAGGCACAUAGAGAGCUAUCCAAGGGUGAUUUGUUUGACUUGAUAUAUACAAGUUUUUACUUCUGUCCUUCUAAUUUUGUCAUUGAUUAAGUAUAUCAUGUCAUUGAUGCUAGAACUUUUGGAAGACUUGACUGUUGAAAUGACUUUACCAUAGUAAAAGUGAAUACUGUAAUUGGCAGUUUUGCAGAUUCAGAAUAGGUUAUAGUUCUCAUAUGUACGUUCUAUAAACAAGGGCUUAUCUACAGCUUAGUUGAAAUGUUACAGAUGUAAAAACAAACUGACCUUUUUAAGAGGUAACUUUCUGAUGGUCAUCAAUCUAAAAAAUAUACUUUGUGUGAAAUGUCCACAUACUUUUUAAUAUAUUAGUGAGCAGUUUCAAUAAUUUCUUUUAAACAUUGCAGAUUAUCAGGGCUUCUGCCAAAAAGAAAGACACAUCAUUAAAUACAGAAAAUACAAUGAGGAAACAACUUACAAUUAGUUUGAUUUUGUUUACUAAGGAGUCUAUCUUGCGCUGAGUUUGUUGUAUUCGGUUCAUUUCUACCAGAAGCUCUUGUUUGCAAAGAUGUUACUCUCUCAUUUAUUUUGGUCAUCAUUUUUAAAAGUCACCACUUCGGAAUUUUAAUUUAGUUGUGCUAAAUCUGUGCUGUUCAAAACGAUAGCUGUAAACCACACGAAGCAAUUAAAAUUAAAAAUUCAAUUCCUUGGUUAUACAAACCACAUUUCAAAUUCUCAGUAGUCACAUUUCAAAAUAGCUGCCUGUACUUAGUGACUACUGUAUUUGACAGUGCAGAUAUAGAACAUUUUUGUCAUUGCCAAAAGUUCUGUGGACAGUGCUGCACUAGAUCUUACAAUAACUUAGAAACACUCUUUGGUGUUAGACCACAAAAAUAAAAAGAAGAAAAAUAUUAGGACUAUUUCAGAUAUAAGAAGUAGUUGUGAUAUAACUAGCAUCCUACAUUCCCUACAGUUGAAUACCUUAUGUUGUCAUAGCCAUAGUUAAUCUUUUCAGUGCUGUUCAACAAAUACAUAGCUAUCGGGGUUGGUAGACUUUCUGUAAAGGGCCAGGUAGUAAGUAUUUCAGGCUUUGACGGCCAUAUGAUCUCUGUUGCAGAUCAGCUCUGUCAUUAUAGUGUGAUAGCAGAUAUAGACAGUAUGUAAACAAAUGAGUAUAGCUGUAUCCCAAGAAAACUUUUUUUUUUAAAAAAACAACAACAAAAACAGAUUGCAGGCCAUAUUUGGUCUGUUGGCCGUAGACCCCUGGUCUAGACUUUUAUUUUUAGCCUUUCUUUUAAAAUAUGAGUAUUGUUCCAUUCACAGUAUUAUUUAUUUAAAUAUCCAAAUUUUGGGUUCUCCCCCAAUAAUUUUUUAAUCACUGAAGAUACAAGAAUUUCAUACUGCAUUUGGAUCUCUUAUAUUAGGUAGUAUCUGUCAGGGUAUUUUGUUUUAUCAGGGUUACUUCUGUUGACUACCUCUUGGAUUUUGAUGUGUGUUAUCAGUGCAGUUAUAUUGUUGGUUUGCGUUUUCAUAUGCUCUUGUAGUCUCUGCUUGCCUGUGACUUUUAGUGACAUGAAAUAAGCCUUUGAAAAUACUUUAGCAUGCUAUUUAAAAUUUUCUAAAUAUUAAUGGCAUUUCAGUAUAUUUUUGUCAACAAAAACAUCUGCCCCUUUGGUAUUUACUACUUGCUUAUAACUGAGAUAUUACAAGCUUUUCAAACUCACUUUUAAUGGAAUUUAUUGUAAAACAUCAGUUUCAAUAAAUUAAUAUUUUCACAGUUCAAUUGCUCAUAAUAAAUUUUAGAUUAUUUGGAAUUUCUGAAUAAUUCAUGCAAAUUCUGAGUAAGAACCUGAGGCUAGAUCCCUCUUUCUUAAUAGAGAAAAGACAAAUUUUCUGAUUUAUCAUUUUUCUAGUUGAUAAGUAGAAUUUAGAAAGUUUGAUAUGUAAGUAUUUAUACAAGACUAAUGUUAUUUAAAGUUCUAUAUUAUUGUAAUUAAUCAUACAGAAAUUCAGGAACUGAUCAGAAGUGAGAUUCUUUUCCACAUCUGGUUAAUGUAGUGAGAUCGACACCCUGUGGGUGGUAAAGCAUUAUAAAUAUUUCAUCAUCAACUAUGAUUUAUACACAUCUGUGUUGUAAGGGAGGCUUGAGUGCAUAUACUAUGGAAGAAAAAGUCAACAUUUAUCUAUCUGAUUAGGAAUUAAGUGGCUCAGUGAUUAUAAAGUAAAAUUGUAGGCCAAUUUGGAAAUUAUCUUUAGUUUUGAGCAUUAGCUCUAAGAUUUAUAUUCAUUUCUCUCUUUUUAACAUAAAAAGUGUAUACACAUAUAACAAUGAUACUUAUUCUGUGAUUCAUUACAUGUAUUGAGAAAUAUUUGAAGUUGAUUAUAUUUUUCCAGUGAGUAAGGUUGUUGAACUAAUGAUUUAUGUAAAUUAAGAAUUUAUGACUUGUGUCUAGAAACAUUAAAAUGAGCAUCCCUCGUUAAGAUGGCAUCAUCUUUGAUAACUUGAGUGCUAAUUUAAAUAUUAGGUAAUACUACAUCUACGCCUAUUUCUGUUUAGUGGCACAUCUGCCCUAUGAGAUGGCAUUUGGGCCACAGUACUGUGUGAGGUUCUCUAUAUGUAUAUUUAAUGAGAAACAUUCCUAUGUAAAAAUGUGUGUAUAUGGAUUGUAUGCAUACAUUCCUAUUGUGAAACUGUACAUUGAAAAGAAGUAGUUUGGAAAUUCGUAAAGCACAAUCAUAAAAGAAAGUAGUAUGCGUUAUUAAACUUGAGUUUAAAGGUAAUAAAUAUUUAGUUUAUAAAAGGUCCUUUCUAUUUUCUAUGGUAAAGACUUUGACACUUGAAAAAUAGAAGCAAUACUUGAUUUAUUUUUGUAAGUACUUAGGACGUUAUUUUGAACAAAUGAUUGUCCGAUAACAAUAUGAUAGUUGUUAAAUGUUUUAAGUAAAUAAACUUCCUGCUUCUGUGGUCUGAUGGUUAUGAUGGGGUUGUAGUGGAUACAAAUGUACAUUAUUUACUGCUUUAAAUAAAGGUCUUAAAUAUUUGGAUUGAUAAAGUACAUUGCAUUAAUUUUAUUCUAAUGUUUUUUCCUUUAAACACAUAUUUGUCAACGAAAGUAUGUGUAAAAGUGAUUUUUUUUCCAUGUUCUCCAGUUUCACCACUGUAAGCUUGACAUCCUGCAUUAGCAUGGAACCUACAACAUUUUUCUUUGGCAGAGACAGAUACUUAUCACUCAAUAUCUACUCUCCUUUUCCUUUACUAAUAGAAUCCCAAAUUUUAGCUUGUUACAUUACCAUCCAGAAAAUUAAAAAGAGAAAAAAA